AUGCAUCCACGCCACUCCUUGGGCAUUCCAGGUAUGGAAAGAUCAAACGUAGCCGAGCGCACCGCUGUAGUAGAGAAGGCACUGGUUGCGGACAUAGACAGGGGCCUAUUGUGUGCAAAGGAAGAGCUACGAGACAUCCUAGCUUCACUCCAAGUCUUGGAGAAGGCUUGUGACUCCUUUCUCAAGUGCCCCAACUGUGGCCAAUAUGCCAAGACUCCUCUGUCUGCCCAGUUUUGCAAUCACACCUUUUGUCCGCCCUGCUGGACUUCGUACCUUCGAGCGCAGCAAGAUAAAGCACGAGGGAUGCCAUUCUAUCGCUGCCCGCAGAUCGGCUGUCGGGACUUAAUGUCCGAACCCCCAGCUGAGGUUCCCGUUUUGUCAUCCUUAGCGGAUAUAGCGUACACAAUACUUAAAGGCGGUGGCGGAUACAGAUGGUGCAUUGAUCGCGCGGGUUCACUGGACAAGUUCUUCUCUCACUGA
Molecule: messenger RNA, 480 nt
Organism: Peniophora sp. CBMAI 1063
Lineage: Eukaryota; Fungi; Basidiomycota; Agaricomycetes; Russulales; Peniophoraceae
Source: the annotation of a GenBank genome assembly